AUGCGUUCAUCCUGGAUCGUCGCCCUCACCGGUCUCAUCGCGCCUUUGGUGCAUGCGGCCCCCAGCACUCCCCCUGAGCUUGAGGUCCGGGCUUGUAUUCCCCAGGGCGGCCCUCCAGGCCAAUGCUGCGAUAAUGUGCCUUGCCUCUGGUAUCCUGAUGGACGCAAAGCGUGCGGUGUUCGUUCAUAG
Messenger RNA from Clonostachys solani, 189 nucleotides. The record is from the annotation of a GenBank genome assembly. NCBI's taxonomy places the organism in Eukaryota, Fungi, Ascomycota, Sordariomycetes, Hypocreales, Bionectriaceae.